UUGGGGUAAAUAAACCAAAAAAUCCCUGAAAUUUGCCUUAAUUUUCCUCGGAAUUGAAUACCAAUUGGACGCGAAUCCAGUGCUAAAAAUAGUGAUAAUUACAAAGGCAUCCAAGAACGACACGAGGUGCAACGAUUUGCAGCUAAAAAUCGAAAAUCCCAGAAUUUUCGAAGUAAGUCGAAAAAAAGAAAAAAAAAAUCCAAAAUAUCGCAAAAAUCGCGAAAUCGGGUGCCAAAAACAACAAAUCCAAGGUGAAAUUACCUGUUAAGUGGUCAAAGAGUUGGAAGAAUUUGCAACCCACUCACUGCUUUAAUUGAUCCAGUGUGCGAAAUCAAAGCUGUGGGACAGGAAAUGCGUAGAUAAAAUAACAAAUAAUAAAGAAAAACGAUGUUCGGAAGAAGAGCUGCAAAGAAAAUCAAAUAAUAAACAAACGCAUACACAAAAGACGCAAAAGAUAGGAGAGUUAAUUAACACAUAAGACGGGCAUAAAUGUUUCAGCAUGACAAAUAAGGAAUACGAUUACCUGCUGAAGGUCCUCCUUGUGGGCGACAGCGACGUGGGCAAACAGGAAAUUCUCUCGAUUUUGGACGAUGGUUCGACAGAAAGUCAUCAUUUUUGUUCGGGAUCGGCAGCACACAAAACCACCACAAUUCUGCUCGAUGGAAAACGUGUCAAGUUACAGGUGUGGGACACGAGUGGCCAAGGACGUUUUUGCACGAUAAUCCGGAGUUACUCACGCGGCGCACAAGGUGUCAUUCUCGUCUACGACAUUACAAACAAAUGGAGCUUCGAUGGAAUCGAACGAUGGCUCAAAGAGGUAGAAGAUCAUGCACCCGGAGUCCCGAAAGUGCUAGUGGGCAAUCGGCUUCAUUUGGCAUUCAAGCGACAGGUUGCCGCAAAACAGGCGGAAAUGUACGCAUCCAAACACAAAAUGGCCUGUUUUGAAAUUUCGCCAUUGUGUGACUUCAAUAUACGCGAGAGCUUUUGCGAGUUGGCACGCAUGGCACUCCAUCGUAACGGCAUGGAACACAUUUUAAAAUCCAACAAAGUAUUACCGCUGCAAGAACUUUGUUGUCGGGCAAUUUGCAGACGAACGAGUGUCUAUGCGAUCGGACAGCUACCAUUACCACCAUCCGUUAAGGAAAAUCUCAAAUCUUACGCUCUCACAUCAUCACAGUGUAUAAAUAAUGUAAAUACAAACUCAAGCGCCAAAAAUCGUACAUGUAAGACACCGACACGAGACAGUAGUCGAAAUAGUUGUACAAUAACCUAACGAACAAUAAUAAUACAAAAUAAUUGACUUACAAAAGUAUAAAUUAUGUUACGAAAGGAAUUGAAACUGAAAGUGAAAUCAGAGAAGGAAUUGAUUUUAAAUUGAUUUUUUUAUUGUAUUAUAAGACGAUAUUAAGUGUAACACAAAACGUUUUGUAAAUAAAUGAUAAACAACAUUUGAGAUAAAAAAAAAUACUUAUUAAAAAUAUCCCACAAGCACACAAACAAUAAUGAACCAUCCCGAAGGACUAUCAUUUUAUCAACACAAAUACUCCUGCCUAUACAAAAAAAAAUAUAUAUCAAGUCCAGUCAGAAUAAUUAAGUUUCUUGUGUGAUCUCUCUAUCUAUCUACCUACCUAUCUAUCAAUGUAUUCAACCUAUUUAUUAAACAUACCCU
This is a messenger RNA of Culicoides brevitarsis, 1669 nucleotides long. RefSeq names its product ras-related protein Rab-40C (gene Rab40). Gene Ontology annotation, molecular function: GTPase activity; GTP binding. Lineage: Eukaryota; Metazoa; Arthropoda; Insecta; Diptera; Ceratopogonidae. The record is from RefSeq and is a predicted model, not a curated record. Gene Ontology annotation, biological process: intracellular signal transduction; protein localization to plasma membrane. The coding region runs from base 500 to 1273 and encodes 257 amino acids. Gene Ontology annotation, cellular component: plasma membrane; endosome; synaptic vesicle. The transcript is spliced from 4 exons.